This is a messenger RNA of Apaloderma vittatum (bar-tailed trogon), 867 nucleotides long. RefSeq names its product zinc finger protein 3-like. The transcript has a single exon. Gene Ontology annotation, biological process: regulation of transcription by RNA polymerase II. Gene Ontology annotation, molecular function: DNA-binding transcription factor activity, RNA polymerase II-specific; RNA polymerase II cis-regulatory region sequence-specific DNA binding. The annotation marks the transcript as partial. The record is from RefSeq and is a predicted model, not a curated record. Lineage: Eukaryota; Metazoa; Chordata; Aves; Trogoniformes; Trogonidae.
CUGAAGACGGGUUUGCAAGCAAGAGACAGGAAAAUACCCAUGAAGGCAUCCCUGGGCCAGUGGAGUCCAAGGGUUUACUCUUGGGACUCUCCAAGGAGAACAGCUCCCAGAGCUCUGCAGAGGACCCAGUCCUGCCACGCAGGUCAGAAAGGGUUCAGAGACCUCUGGGGAAGAGGCAAAGCCAAGUGAUGCUUUGUGGAAAAAGUUUUAGGAGGCUGCCAGAUAUUAUCCAGCAGAGAAAUCCUCCUGUGGGGAGAUUGAUGAUAUGUGGGGACUGCGGGAAGAGCUUUCGCGUGAGCUCCAACCUCGUCCAGCAUCGGAGAAUCCACACCGGAGAGAAACCCUUCACCUGCACCGAGUGCGGGGAGAGUUUCCGGCAGCGGUCACAUCUCAUCCAGCACCAGAGAAUCCACACAGGGGAGAGGCCCUACGAAUGCUCCGAGUGCGGAAAGAGCUUCAGCAUGAGCUCAAAGCUGAUCCGGCACCAGGUAACCCACACCGGGGAGAAACCCUACAAGUGUGCUGAGUGCGGGAAGAGCUUCUCUGGGAACUCACAGCUCGUCCAGCACCAGCGAGUGCACACUGGGGAGAAACCCUAUGAGUGCAGCGACUGCGGGAAGAGCUUCAGCGUGAGCUCAGCCCUGACACGACACCACCGGGUCCACACCGGGGAGAAACCCUACGAGUGUGUGGAGUGUGGGAAGAGCUUUAUAAAGCACCAGCGGGUCCACACCGGAGAGAAGCCGUACGAAUGCUCCGAGUGUGGGAAGAGCUUCACUGUGAGUUCAGCCCUCAUCCAACACCGGCGGUUCCACAUGGGCGAGCGCCCGUACGGGUGUGCUGAGUGUGGAAAGAGCUUCACCGUGA